GAUCACCAAGAGGUUCAGUAGAAAGAGAUGGAUAGAUCACCAGAUUCUGUUCUAGACCAAGAAACCUACUGGUCACCAAGGAGUUCCGUCGGCGAGCAAGAUAUCAAGGCAACAAGAGAUUCCCUUAUAGAGAAAGAGACUUUCUGGUCACCAAGAGGUUCUUUUGGGAACGAGGGAGCGUCAUUGUCCCCCAGAGGUUCAAUCGGGGAGCAGAGUGGCAAGUCGCCAAGAGGUUCCUUUGCGGACCGGGAGGUUUCGAGGUCACCAAGGGGUUCCAUCGGAGAACAAGUCAGCAAGUCACCAAGAAAUUCUUUUGUGGAGGUGUCGAGGUCGCCAAGAGGCUCAGUUCCCAGCCAGUCCCAGAAGCCCCGUCGGGGUUCUUUUACCGAGCAGGAAGCUUCCCGUUCCCCUCGAGGAUCCACUGCGGGUGAGGUCGCGUCACGGAAGUCCAGCACCUUCAGUGACAGCCACGAAAACCUCGAGACCGACCUCCCAGAAGAAGACCGCUAUCAGGACUCCGUCAGCUACGACCUGCGAGACUCCAUCAGCCACGAGGACCCUGGGUUCUCCCUCACCGCUUCCCUCACCUCCUUCAUCAGGAGGCUGAGCGGCGGCAAGAUCGUCACAGACAUUAUCAGUAACACAGACAAUUCUCUGCAGGAAGUCGACACCUCGCACACGAACGGCAAAUUGCGCCACGACGACCACGAGACGCCAAGCAAAGCGAACCUUCCGCUCGAGACAAUGACGGCCAAUAUUGACACUCUCGAGGUCCAGCCGACGAAGGACACCGAGUCGACCAAGAAGGCUGUGCAGAACAUUACAACCGUCACCUUCUGCGGGUGCGGCUUCCUGGGCGUGUACCUGGUGGGCGCCGCGACCUACCUGCAGGACCACGUGCCUUCCGUCCUCCGGGGACGCCUGGCGGGGUCGUCCAUCGGGUCCCUCAUCGCCACCUGCAUCGCCUGCGACGUGCCGCUGCAGGUCCUGCGGGAGAACCUCCUGUCGACGGCCAGGAUGUCCCGCAAGUACAUCCUGGGCUCCUUCAACCCUUUCUUCUCUCUUGAGGACGCGCUGCUGAAGUGUACCCUGAGGGCCUUGCCUGAGGACGCGCACAUCAGGGCUUCCGGACGCGUGUUCCUGUCCCUUACAAGGGCGUCGUCACUGGCCAAUGAGAUUGUGAGCGAAUUCAACUCAAGGGACGAACUAAUCCAGGCGCUAAUCUGCUGCUGCUAUCUGCCUGGCCUCUCCGGAUACUCGGUGCCUGCCUUUCGGGGUCGCAGAUACAUCGACGGCGGCCUGACCAACAACACCCCCAUGAAAGGCGAGGACACCCUGGCCAUCAACGCUUUCUCGGGGGACUUCGACAUCAUGCCUGACGAAGACGUGGACCUCCUGGGCCAGCUCCUGCCGAGGGUCUACGGGGUGUCCAUGACGAGGACCAACCUGAGGAAGGUGUUCAGGGCCCUCCUCCCCCCUACGCCGGAAGAACUCGACAAAUUCUAUUACUACGGAUACGCUGACGCCCAGAAGUUCGUCCCUGUGGCUGGGGGCGGAAGGAGGAAGAGCUUCUUGAAUAAUCUCUUCGGGUAGAUAAGGAAGGAAGGGGAAGGAAGGAAGCGCUAAAAGGGGGGAGUAAGGAGGAAGGGGAACGAAGGAAGCGCUAA
Messenger RNA from Penaeus monodon (black tiger shrimp), 1667 nucleotides. RefSeq lists its product as uncharacterized. The record is from RefSeq and is a predicted model, not a curated record. Lineage: Eukaryota; Metazoa; Arthropoda; Malacostraca; Decapoda; Penaeidae. Gene Ontology annotation, molecular function: triacylglycerol lipase activity. The transcript is spliced from 5 exons. Gene Ontology annotation, cellular component: membrane; lipid droplet; cytoplasm. The coding region runs from base 28 to 1593 and encodes 521 amino acids. Gene Ontology annotation, biological process: lipid homeostasis; triglyceride catabolic process.